Sebastes umbrosus (honeycomb rockfish) is the source of this 2504-nucleotide messenger RNA. Its product is annotated as butyrophilin subfamily 2 member A1-like. The record is from RefSeq and is a predicted model, not a curated record. The coding region runs from base 533 to 1210 and encodes 225 amino acids. Gene Ontology annotation, biological process: T cell costimulation; cell surface receptor signaling pathway; negative regulation of T cell proliferation. NCBI's taxonomy places the organism in Eukaryota, Metazoa, Chordata, Actinopteri, Perciformes, Sebastidae. Gene Ontology annotation, cellular component: external side of plasma membrane. The transcript is spliced from 6 exons.
GUGUGUUGGUGUGUUGGUGUGAGGAUUGGUGGACAGCAUCGAUGACAUCAGAGGACGACGGAGGGGAAAAUGAACGCUGCUGAAGCGGCACCAGUCAUCACCAUGGAAAUCCCCAGAUGCUGGAGAAUUACAACCGAGUUAAUCAUGAAAACACUGAAACUCACUGAACCUGUAACAUUUAAAUAAUUUAUUCUACUUUAUUGUCAUACAGACGUCAACAACAUAAAGUACAUAGAUUGUAUUUAGGAUCAAAUAGACUCUUGUCUAGUCUAUAAAACAGUAGAAAUGUUCAUUAGAUUGUAAAUUGUUGUAUAUUUAUACAUAUAAGAACUAUAACAUGUAUUUAUCAUUUUGACUUCAAUCACCAGCUGGAACUGGAACUGGAAACAGGUUGCUGCGUAUCUGAAGCUGAAAAACAAAGUUAACCUCAAAAGAAGAACAGGAAACAGGAAAUCACACCAGCAGCAGGAUUGUUGGGUGUUGCUCAGAGUCUCAUAGUUUGUUCCUGUGGUGCGACAGAAGAGACUCAAGGAUGAAGAUGAUCUGCAGCAUCCUGCUGCUCCUCAGUCUGACCUCCUGUGUCUCUGGAGCAUUUGUAGUGAAUGUGACACAGACCUCCUAUCAGGCAGAGGAGAACCACAACAUCACACUGGAGUGGAUGUUCACAACCAGAACCAACAGUUCCUCCAAAUCACUUUUUAUCUACUGUCGACUGUUAGCUGAUCUCAAGACCUCAGUCCUGUUUCAUCUCUAUGAAGGUGUUGAGGACCCAGAGUCUCAGGAUGAACAGUUUACAGGACGAGUCCGGUGGGACAAAGACGUCCUCAGAGACGGACGAAUCAGAUUUCACAUGUCCAGACUCAGGAUUAGUGACUCUGGUUGGUACCGGUGUAACGUGCAGACAGGUGAUGUUAAAGGCUCUAGGAUAUGUCACCUCAAAGUCACAGCAGCUGCUGAUGAGCCCAAACCUCCGACACCAACAAUGAGCUCACAACCAGAGAGUCGGGGAAGGAUCGUCCUCUACGUUGUACUGGGACUAAGAGCUCUACUGGUUCUCUGUGCUGGACUCUACUUUGCCUUCUGUCGUUAUUUUACUAAAUCUUCUGGUAAUAGAGGAAACAUCUAUAGAGCUGUACAGCCAAUAAGAUCCUCAGAGGAACAACCCAUCACGACUAACCAAGCGGCAAACUCCGAUGCUGAGAUAAGGUAGUGUCUAGAAGGUAACCUCUAAGCUGCGAAAAUGUGCGAAAACUCUUGCGAGACUCAUUUCUCCCUCCAGCUGUUAUCAAUCAUGUGUUUUAUGUCCUCUGUUUACUGAUGGAUAUUGUUACCUUGCACUGAAUCUCCUAAUGUUACCUUUAUAAUGUGUUCAUAUAUAUAAAUGUAGUGAUUCCUUCAGUAUGGCCCUUUAGAGUUUUUCAGAUUUUAAUCUGUAACUUCUUUAUUUUUUAUGGUUUUCAUCACUUAUUCUUAUACUAAAUGUCCUGACUGCAUCACUACAGUAACGUUCAUUUUCUACAUUUUACUUUUUUAAUUUCUAUAAUAUUUUUAAGACAUUUAAAUUAAUUUUCAUCAAGCCUUGUGCAUCAUUGGACAUAUUGAUAUACUGUAAAAACAGAAAGAAAAAAAAGAUUUAAGAUUUUUUUCUACACCCUGAAAAAUGUAGCCAGUAACCGGAGAUGUCUUCAUACACAAAACAAUAUAACAUAUGUUGUUGUUUAUGACAGAUAUUGUAAUUCUAAUGUCUAAAGACUUCAUCAUCAUUUUAUGUGUCUCAACAUUGAGACCACAGUUGUGGGACAUGAAGACAAAGUGAUGUUUGGACCCAUAAAAUGCUCCAUAAACUUUAUUUAUUAUUCAUUAUGUCAAGAUGGGUAAAAACACUGUGUAUGUAUAUUUAAACAAAAAAAAAAUGUUUUUAGUUUGUCUUAAGAUGUUUUAUUGCAUAUUUGUUUGAGUUAAGUCUAUCUUAAGUUCUAAUGAAUGUUUGUUUCAGCUCAGUUUAUUUGAAGUUGUUCUAAUGAUUAUUUGAGGACACUAGAUUUUAAAAAUGAUCCAACCUAAAAACCCAGCCCUUUGCAGUGAAAGCAGCACGAGCUCCAAAAGUCCUUAACUCUAGUGAGAAAGUCUGUAACACCGUCAGUCCGUCGGUUCAGGCCUCCCUCCAAAUCAUCAUCCUGAGUGUAAACAUCUCACUAAGUGUGUUUCACCGGUGUUUCCGGGUUGACUCGGUGUGUGUCUGACUGUGUCAUGGUAGGUGUGUUGCUCAGGACCAAAGGAAGCUCAGUGUGAAGCUGUUUGUGUGAGCGGUUCUCUAGAAACAACACAGCAACAACACAGGCCAAGCAUUCGGCCCGUUCCAGGUGUAUUAAAGAUAUUCAGAUUAGAAUAAUGUGUGGUAGAAACUGUUUGAUAUCAGUGAAUGAAUGUGUAAAAUAUAAUAAAAUUUUAUAUUUUUGUAUGAAUUUCUAUACCAGAAUAAAUCUGUGCACCAGAUGACACCA